AUGGGCAACACAUGCCGGGGAUCUUUCGCGAGCAAGUAUUUCCACGGCUACGACGAUCCCGCGGACCGGUCGGUAUCUAAGCAGAGCCGCCGCCGCCACCACCACCACAACCGCCGCAACUCCUCCGACGCCUCCUGCUCCGCCGACGACCUCGCCUCCCGCCUGAUCCCGAACGAUCCCCCCAAGCCGGCAACCACCAUGCGUCGGGGCGCCGACUCCCAAUCCAACUCCGUCCUCGGCCACAAGACCCCCAAUCUCCGGGACCUCUACAAUCUCGGCCGGAAGCUGGGGCAGGGCCAGUUCGGUACCACCUAUCUCUGCACCGAGAUCGCCACCGGCGUCGAUUACGCCUGCAAGUCGAUCUCCAAGAGGAAGCUGAUAUCGAAGGAGGAUGUCGAGGACGUGCGGCGGGAGAUCCAGAUCAUGCACCACCUCUCCGGGCACAAGAAUGUGGUCCCGAUCAAGGGGGCGUAUGAAGACCCUCUCUACGUCCACAUCGUCAUGGAAUUGUGCGAGGGAGGGGAGCUUUUCGAUCGAAUUAUACAGAGGGGGCACUACAGCGAGCGUAAGGCAGCGGAGCUGACGAAAAUCAUCGUUGGGGUCGUGGAGGCGUGCCACUCGCUCGGCGUGAUGCACCGGGAUCUCAAGCCGGAGAAUUUCCUGCUGGCAAAUAAAGAUGAUGACUCGUCGCUUAAGGCCAUCGAUUUCGGUCUCUCUGUCUUCUUCAAACCUGGCCAGAUUUUCACAGAUGUGGUGGGCAGUCCGUAUUAUGUUGCUCCUGAGGUACUGUGCAAGCACUAUGGGCCAGAAGCUGAUGUCUGGACAGCUGGUGUUAUACUUUACAUAUUGUUGAGUGGUGUACCACCUUUCUGGGCUGAAACACAGCAAGGGAUCUUUGAUGCUGUUUUGAAGGGACACAUUGAUUUUGAGACGGAACCAUGGCCUAUGAUCUCUGACAGUGCUAAGGACCUCGUCAGAAAAAUGCUCUGCUCCCGUCCUUCAGAACGCUUGACAGCCCAUGAAGUACUAUGUCAUCCUUGGAUAUGUGAAAACGGAGUUGCUCCUGAUCGAGCACUGGAUCCAGCAGUUCUCUCUCGCCUUAAACAAUUCUCUGCAAUGAAUAAGUUGAAGAAGAUGGCUUUAAGAGUUAUAGCUGAAAGCCUUUCAGAGGAGGAGAUUGCUGGACUAAGGGAAAUGUUUCAGGCAAUGGACACAGACAACAGUGGUGCAAUCACAUUUGACGAACUUAAAGAAGGUCUGAAAAGAUAUGGUUCUACUUUGAAAGAAUCGGAGAUUCGUGCUCUCAUGGAUGCGGCUGAUGUGGACAACAGUGGUACCAUUGACUAUGGGGAAUUUAUUGCUGCAACAGUACAUCUUAACAAACUGGAACGUGAAGAACAUUUGGUAGCAGCAUUUUCCUAUUUUGACAAGGAUGGAAGUGGUUAUAUAACGGUUGAUGAGCUUCAGCAAGCUUGUAAAGAGCAUAACAUGACAGAUGUUCUCAUUGAAGACAUCAUCAGAGAAGUUGAUCAGGAUAACGAUGGUCGUAUUGACUAUGAUGAGUUUGUUGCCAUGAUGCAAAAAGGUAAUAUGGGAAUUGGUCCAAUUGGAAGAAGAACCAUGCGGAAUACUUUUAAUUUUGCCAUGAGGGAUGCAGCUGGAGCUCACUGAUAUUUAACCACAUGCAGAUUCUGUCACAAACUUCUCUUAUUUCCUCGUUCUGCCAUUUUUUUUUUUAAUAUACUAGGGUUGUGAAUUUGAAUUUAGAGAAAUGACAGCAAAGCUUUUAAAGAUAUUUAUCAUGAUUCAUCAAAGUUUGGAAAAUGAGAGAGCUCUGAUGUAGAAAGAAUAUGGAGUCAACAAGUUAAAGAUAUCUUUGAUUGUUAGAACACACUUGUGUCAAAUGAACAUUUAUAGUGAAAUGACAUGGUGAAAGAGGCAAGGGAUCUUGAGAUCAAACAAUUCAAAACAGGUCUUGCUUAGACCCUGAUUCGGAAAUAUCUCCUAGUGCGGAUUCUGAAUAUAUUGUGGAUUU
Molecule: messenger RNA, 2035 nt
Organism: Elaeis guineensis (African oil palm)
Lineage: Eukaryota; Viridiplantae; Streptophyta; Magnoliopsida; Arecales; Arecaceae
Product: calcium-dependent protein kinase 26
Biological process (GO): protein phosphorylation
Molecular function (GO): calcium ion binding; ATP binding; protein kinase activity
Source: RefSeq, a predicted model, not a curated record